AUGUCGAUCUUCAGUUGGACUUCAGCGGAACUCGCCUCAACCAUUGCACAACUGCUGAUUGAAGAAGUUUUAGGGUACCAUGUUAGUACCGCAGUCAGUAGUGGGGCGUUGGAAGGGGUGGAAGCCUUGCUGCGCUUGUCGGGCUGUUCGGAUUUGGAGUGCAGCUCCAGCAGCGACGAGCUCAGCGACGUGGCGUUAGAAUUCUGGUUGGCCGAUUCGGCGGAGGAGGUCAGUCGCCUCAAAGUUUCAAGUCCCGGCAGAGCACCAGAAGACCUGGGAUCCAUUGGCUAUCCCAGCAUGGAGGGGCUCUUUGUGACUUUUUCUGUCCUAGUGGAAGCCUAUGAAACAACUGGCCAUGCACUGGACUACUACAGGAGCUACAACAAAACUCACAACAGGCCCAUGAAAUUCUUCACACCGCUUCCGGACCUGGAUCUCACCGACUUUGUUGCGUGCAACGAAAGCAAGUGGGUUGAUCCGAGUUUUAUCAACCCGUACGUGCAAUGGACCGGUGAUUUGGAGGGAGUUGAAGCAGCUGACGGUGGGUACCAUGCGUUCUGCCCUGACGGGACCUUUUGGAUUGCCCCUGCCUGCCGUGGCAACACUUCUGAGUGCAUUCCGAUUAUAAGUACUGGCUACGGCUGGGGUGUGCAUUUCAUCAUGCAAUGGUCAGCUGUGUAUGGACUUCCAGUUGCGGUGGGUAUUGCAAAAAGCUGGGCGCAAUACGUUGCCACUGUGAACCGCGUGAAUGUGCUGUUUUACUGGUGGCUUCCAGAUGCUACUUUUGCUGCACUUGACCCCAAACUCAUGCUGCUGCCGCAGCACGAUCCAAGUCAAUGGGCUGUGGGGAAUAAACGAACAGCCACAGCUGGAGGAAAGAUUGCGAAGUUUGUGAGUCAGGGCUUGAACCGAAAAUCUCCAGCGGUCUUUGGUCUCCUGGAAAGCUUCAGGAUGCCCAGUCUUUCCACGAUGCAGGAGAUGCUGUUGAAAUUGGCCAAAGGAGAAAAAAUGAGGCAAGUGGCCUGCGGAUGGCUUCUAUCCAACAGAGAGAUUUGGGCAGAGUGGAUUCCCAGAAAUAGAAAGACUUCAUGUCCUCGGGGCAGAGGCAUGGUGAAUCUGGAAGGAGAAUUUGUUGGAUCUCGUGAGAGCGCUGUGGAUUGUGGCUUUUGUCCGCCUGGCACAUUCUCUGAGAGUAUUACAGAUGGCAUAGGCACCAGCCAUCGAUGCGCGCUCUGCGAAUCUGGUAGGUAUCAGAAUUUGUAUGCAGAGCCGGCUUGCAAGGACUGUGAACUUGGACACUUUAGUGCCACCAAUGGCUCCGUUGCAUGUGACCUGUGCAGUUUGGGCAGCUACGCCAAUUCGACUGGAUUGACUGCAUGCACGAAAUGUGGUGACGAAAGUCAGUGGACCACAAGUCAAGUAGUGAUGGUUAAAGGGGUGAGCAAAUGGAUUGAGCUGGAGGCCGCGACAUCUUCUGAUUUCUGUGGCUGCCGUGCAGGCUGGUUUCUAUUUGAUGGCAGCUGUCAGAGCUGCAUUGAAGGAUCUACCUGUCCAGGCUCAAGUCAAUUGGAACUGCUGCCAGGAUAUCAUUCCCUUCCGGAAGAUCCACGCCAUAUCUUCCAGUGCUACGGCGCCACCGCGCUCCGCUGCCCGGGUGGGGCCGUCGGACACUGCGCUGUUGGGCGCGACGCCCAAAGUGUCCAAUGCGCCACCUGUCUGCCGGGCCUCGUGGAGGAUGGUGGGCCCUGCCGCAGCUGCGAAGGCAAGGACUACCUCAUGUCCAUCCUUAUAGCAAUGUUACUGGUUGCAAGUACCAGUGGUUUGCACAUUGUGAAUCUGCGAAUGGAGAGACGAGGCAGGACAGCAUCAGCAUCGGUGGUCAAUGUCGUGGUGCCGGUGAGUCAGAUAGUCACCUGCAUCCAGCUCUGCACGGUGAUGACUCAAAUCUCUAUUCGCUGGACUGAUCCAUUUACCCUGCUCUUGGACGCCUUGAGCUAUGUGUCCUUGGACGAACUUGCGCAUGGUUUUAGAGCCUUGAACUGUGUUGCAGAUGUGACUCCCGUUCUGCGAUUUCUCUUCACAAAUGUCAUUCUUCCCACUGCACUGGCGCUGCCGCCAGCAAUUUUGCACUUGGCCUAUGCAAAGGUGACAGGUCAGGCCUGGAAGAUGCAUAUACUUGGAGAGACCUUGCUUGGCCUGUAUGCUGCACUGAUCAUUACCCAAGUGAACUCUGCUGUGGGGCCAUUUCGAUGUUCUCCACACCCCAAUGGCCUAUGGACUAUGCAAGGAUAUCAUGCAGUGGUUUGCGAUUUUGCAGCAGAGCACCUUCAACUGUGCUUGCUGGGGGUUGCAAUUGGCCUCAUACCUCUGGGUUUCUUGAGCCUUUGCAGCUGGAUGCUUCUGAUUGAGCUUCCCAAGCGGGUGAAUUCAGGUGACGUGACCUUUGUCCGCUCUUGCAGAUUUUUGAUUUUCCGAUUUCACCCAGGCUACGAGGUCUUUGCUCUGAUUCUGCUGGCUCGCAACAUCCUGUUUGCUUGUGCACCCAUGCUACAGUGGCCUUCGGUCAGCGUGGUCAUCAUGGAAAGCCUACUGGGUUGCAGCAUCGCUUUAACCACCUAUUUCAAGCCCUGGAAAACGCGAGCUGCCAUUGUCCUUGAUAUCUUGGUGAAUGCGAGCCUGCAAUCCGUGCUCCUUAUAGGAUCCUUCUUCAUGCCAACAAUUGAUCCAUCAGCAUCCAUGGCUCUUUGUACCUGUGUGGUAGCUGUGCUGCUGUUUGGCCUAUUGACGUGUGCUGGAGUGGCCCUCGCAAAGCAGCUACUGGCUCGCUGGCUGCAGAGUUACCGUUUUUUCCUAUGCCAUCACAAGGCUUCGGCUGGAUGCCUCGUGCGCUUGCUGAAGAUGGAACUGCAAGGCCAAGGUGCAAAGCACAAGGUCUUUGUAGACACGGACAAUCUCACUGACCUAACCCGCCUCUUUACGGUCGUGAGCAACGAAGUGGAUAUGUUGGUCGUUGUUGGCACAUCAUCAGUGCUCACGCGGAAAUGGUGCCUGGGUGAAAUUACGACUGCGAGAGUGAACAAUGUGCCAACGGUGAUUCUGGGAUUGGCAGACUUUGAGCUGCCAAAUCACUGCUGCUUAGAUACGCAUUUGGGCCUUGUGAAUACUUCUGAUUUGGCCAACUAUGGAAUCAGCAUAGAGGACUUGAAGGACACCAUAAAUUGGCUGGAAACGGUGAAGUGCUUUCCCUUGGAGGACUUCAGUCUGUCAGCUUUGCAGUCAAUUGUGGACGAGCUAAAGGGAGUGAAACCAGCACUCAGUCCUGUAGCAGACUCGACAGACUCGACCGACUCGGACUGUUUGAUUCUGUCCGAUCCUUCAAACACAGAGGCUAUGGCAACUGCCUAUAUUCUAGCAGCUAUGACCUCCCGGCAGAUCAUGCAUACUCAACAAACUCUACCGAGAGUCGUGGUGAAAGAAGAGAAGCUGCCAGCAAUUACAGUCAAGCAUGGUGCAAGUGGUGCAAUUUCUUGUUUGCUGGUUUGUACGCGCCUCUGCUUUCAUUCCAAGCAAAUGGCCGACUGGCUACUUCAAGCGUACAGCUUGGACUGCCGAGUGUUGCCAAUCGUUAGCAGCGAGGAUUUUGAAUUGCCCAGUGUAAACAUGGGCCAUUCCCUCUCGCUGAAUUCUACAGAUGUGACUCUCUACCUCACCAUCCUCCAGUCGCUCUUUCUGGAGAUCACACUGCCUUUCUUGCCGCAGAAGUCCUCUGAGGAUGAUCUCAAAUGGAAAGCCCACAGAAUCCUACAGCGUUUGGAGGAUGGGGAUGUCCCUGAUCUCGCCACACGGAGUCUGAGAAAUUCGUGCUGCGUUUGUUUGAGCUAUGACUCGAGUUUCUUCAGCGGACGCGCCGACUGCGUUGGAUGGGAAAAGGGGCUGGAGAUGGCCGUAGUUGGACGACCUUCCAAGGGAGGUCUCAACAAAGAUCGGCCUGUUGGCAUCGCAAAUGCUGGGGACGACGAGGACGACGAGGACGACGAGGACGACGAGGACGACGAGGACGACAAGGAUGACAAGGAGGACGAGGAGGACGAGGAGGUCUACUGCUGCGCAGCUUGUGGGGCGCAUUUGGCGCAGUACAAGGACCUACUCUCCACCAACUUUCGUGGAAGGACUGGCAAUGCGCUCCUUUUCAACCAGGUCAUCAAUGUGACUGCAGGACCUUUGGAAGACAGCAUCAUGACGACAGGUUUGCACGUGAUCCGCUGCCUUUUCUGCGUGAUUUGUCAGGAGCGCGUGGGUUGGAAGUAUGAGGUGGCCUUUGAGGAAGAUCAAAAGUACAAGGAGGGUCGCUUCAUCCUGGAAGAAGAGUUGAUGUUGUCAACCACUUGA
This is a messenger RNA of Cladocopium goreaui, 4389 nucleotides long. The record is from the annotation of a GenBank genome assembly. Lineage: Eukaryota; Dinophyceae; Suessiales; Symbiodiniaceae.